Messenger RNA from Melitaea cinxia (Glanville fritillary), 4908 nucleotides. RefSeq lists its product as uncharacterized. Bases 1 to 4908 code for a protein of 1635 amino acids. The record is from RefSeq and is a predicted model, not a curated record. Gene Ontology annotation, biological process: telomere maintenance; DNA repair. NCBI's taxonomy places the organism in Eukaryota, Metazoa, Arthropoda, Insecta, Lepidoptera, Nymphalidae. The transcript is spliced from 6 exons. Gene Ontology annotation, molecular function: DNA helicase activity; nucleic acid binding.
AUGCCUAAAAGAUCAAGAUCUCAACUUUCUAGAAAUAGUUCCCAGGCCAGGGCAUCAAAAAUACGUCGAAAUGAAGAAUCUUCAUCAGAAACUGAAAAUCGUCUUUCAAUUCAUAGACAAUAUGUGGCACAAUCGCGUGCUAGAGAGUCGAGUACCGAGCGUUCGCAACGGCUCGCUGAACAAAAUAUGAGAACCACUCAAAUACGCGCGCGAGAAUCCAGUUUGCAGCGUUCUCAACGGCUCGCUGAACAAAAUGUGAGGACUUCUCGAGUCCGCGCGCGAGAGUCCAGUCUUGAGCGUUCAGAGCGACUAGCUGAUCAAAAUUUGAGAACCUCUCAAGCACGCGCGCGAGAAUCGAGUCUUGAGCGUUUACAGCGUCUAGCUCAACAAAAUUUGAGAACCUCUCAGAUUGAUUAUGCUCAACAGUCUUCCGUCCAAAUCGGCGACAUGAAUAAGAUCUGCCCUAAGUGUUCAGCCAAAAAAUGGGUCGAUGAAACUAAUGGCAUGUGCUGUGCUUCUGGAAAAACAGCACACCCGGGUAGAUACAAUGCUCCAGCUGUAAACGAGGUAGCCGUUCUCUUGGUUGACGAAGAAAAAGGCCCCAGAGAUAUAGUGCUCCACGGAAGAGACGGCCAACUUAAAAGGGUCUCUGAGUUACACCGAUCGUAUGAUCCACUACAGUAUCCCUUAAUGUUCGUGAAAGGAGAAGACGGUUAUUAUUUAACCAUUCCGCAGGAAGGUACAGCGCGUAACAAAACUGUGACGUGCAUGCAAUUUUAUGCAUUUAGGUUGAUGGUUAGAGCUAACUGUUUUAAUGCAUUACAUUAUUACAGGGACUUAUUUAGUCAAUAUAUUGUCGAUAUGAUGGCAAAAAUGAUAUCGGAACGAUUGAAUUACAUAUGUCGUAACCAACAGAGACUAAGGGCUGAAGAAUACAUUCAUCUCAGAGAUGCUUUAAAUCAAGACGGAAAUGUUGACCCAUCAAAUAUCGGUCAACGCGUAAUCUUGCCAUCUUCAUUUACAGGUUCUCCGCGUUACCUGCAUGAAAAAACCCAAGACGCGAUGACUUAUGUCCGAAAUUACGGGAGACCAGACUUAUUUGUCACAUUUACGUGCAACCCCGAAUGGCCUGAAAUUAAAGCGGAACUACUACCUGAUCAGCGAUCUUUCGAUCGUCAUGACAUCAUUUCAAGGGUGUUUCAUUUGAAAAUGAAGAAAUUCUUAAAUUUAUUCGUUAAAAAUGAAAUAUUCGGCAAAGUGAAAUGUUACAUGGCAAGUGUAGAAUGGCAGAAGCGAGGUUUACCACACUGUCAUUUGCUGUUUUGGCUAGAAACAAAAAUCCAACCAGACGAAAUUGAUAGCGUCAUAGUUGCGGAACUGCCCAACCAACAAAACGAUCCGAUAUUGUACGAUAUCGUAACAAAAAAUAUGGUGCACGGACCAUGCGGAGAACAUAACUUAUCAGCACCAUGUAUGAAAAACGGUAUUUGCACAAAAAAAUACCCACGACGUUUAGUCAACGAAACUCAGACUGGAGAGGACGGAUAUCCAGUUUAUCGUCGUCGUGAUGCCGCAAAUGGAGGACUGAGCGCUUCGCUAAAUAUCAGAGGCAGAAAUUUCACUAUAGAUAAUAGUUGGAUUGUCCCAUAUUCUCCACUUUUGUGCAGGACGUUUAAUGCUCACAUAAAUGUAGAGUACUGUCACUCAGUUCAAGCCAUCAAAUACAUUUGUAAAUACAUAAAUAAAGGAUCGGACCAAGCUACAUUUGGCGUCAGAAACCCAAAUGAUGAAGUGGAAAACUACGUAAAUGGCCGUUACAUAAGUACUUCCGAAGCUGCUUGGCGAAUAUUCGAAUUCCCGAUCCAUGAGCGGCAUCCUACAGUUUUGCAGUUAGCUGUCCACUUAGAAAAUGGCCAAAGGGUGUAUUUUACCACAGAAACGGCUGUACAAGUGGCCCAAAAUCCACGUAAAACAACAUUGCUGGCUUUUUUUGAGCUCUGUAAUGAAGAUGAAUUCGCAAAAACACUUCUUUACCACGAAGUCCCGCAAUACUACACAUGGGCCAAUAAUAAGUUCACCAGAAGGAAGCGUGGUGAGAAUGUAGUUGGCUAUCCAGGCAUAAAAAAAGAUUCCGCUUUAGGUAGAGUCUACGGUGUCCAUCCUUCUCAAUCCGAGUGUUUCUAUCUUAGGAUGUUGCUGCACCACGUACGCGGUCCAACUUCAUUCCAGUACUUGAAAACCGUUGACGGAGUUCUGAAAGAAACGUAUCAAGCUGCUUGCCGUGCUAGAGGUUUGCUAGAAAACGAUGACCAUUGGGAAAAUACUCUCAGAGAAGCUUCGCUUUCUCAAUGUCCAUUACAAUUGAGAGAAUUGUUUGUGGUCAUACUUUUAUUUUGUCAGCCAUCGGAACCAUUAAAAUUAUGGAACAUUUUCAAAGACGAUUUAUGUGAAGAUAUUAGACACAGAAUCAGACAGCAAAAUCAAGACAUCACCUUACCAUACAAUGAGGACAUUUAUAACGAAGGUUUGAUACAAAUAGAAAAUAAACUGUUGCAAUUAAAUGACAAAAGCCUAAGUGAUUUCGGAUUACCAUCAUCAGUUCGUACAGAAAGCAAUGCAGCAGAGACUAUGACUCAUCGCUAUGACACAAAUAAUUUGACCGCUUUUGUCAAUGAAAACCUGCCAAAGUUAGUCCCAGAUCAAAGACAUGCUUUUGAAACUAUAGUCGAUAGCGUCAUUCAUGACAAAAGAAAAGUUUUCUUUUUGGAUGCACCUGGUGGAACGGGAAAGACGUUUCUUGCAAAUUUGAUACUUGCUAAGAUAAGACAAUCAGGGAAGAUAGCAAUAGCAGUUGCUUCCUCAGGAAUUGCUGCAACUCUCUUGAAGGAUGGCAAAACUGCUCAUUCUACUUUUAAACUUCCACUAUCCGUCAAUCUUGAACAACAAUCUACAUGUUCCAUCCGCAAAAAUGGACCUAUUGGUAAAUUACUACAAGACGCCUCAUUGAUUAUGUGGGACGAAUGCACGAUGAGCCAUAGAGCACAUAUAGAGGCCGUGAACAGAACCUUACAGGAUCUAAGGAACUCCUCUGCAGUCAUGGGCGGGAUUACUUUUGUAUUUGCUGGAGAUUUUCGACAGACUCUCCCCGUUAUUAACAGAGGCACGCGAGCAGAUAUCAUCAAGGCAUGCUUGAAAUCGUCUCCCUUAUGGACUACGAUUGAAACAUUAAAAUUAAGGACAAAUAUGAGAGCUCAUCUUCAUGGAAUCACUGAUAGCGAUUUCCCACAGCAACUGCUAAAACUUGGGGAAGGAAUUUUUCCAACUCCAAAUUUAAGCGGUCAUUGUGACAUUCUUCUGGAUGAGUCUCUAGGCCAAAUACUCCAUAAUUUGGAAAAUUUAAUAGAUUCUGUAUACCCUGAUAUCGAGAAUUUGCACGAAAGAGACUUCCAUUGGCUGUGUUCUCGGGCUAUAGUAUCACCUAAGAAUGAUACUGUCAAUGAAAUAAACAAUCUGAUUGUUCAAAAAGUCCCCGGCCAAACAAAAACAUACAAAUCGAUCGACACUGUAACGAAUAUUGAAGAUGCAGUCCAUUAUCCACAGGAAUUUUUAAAUUCGUUGAACCCUUCUGGACUGCCACCCCAUGAAUUGACGUUAAAAAUCGGAAUCCCAAUCAUGCUUUUAAGAAAUUUAAACCCUCCGAGCAUGUGUAAUGGGACGAGGCUGCUUAUUAAGGAGUUAGAGGACAAUUUAAUAGUAGCAACUAUUAUCACUGGCCCAGCAGGUGGUCAACUAGCUCAUAUACCGAGGAUACCGAUGAUCCCAACUGAUCUGCCAAUCCCAUUUAAACGGCUUCAAUUUCCGGUAAAAACAUCUUUCGCAUUAACAAUUAACAAGUCCCAAGGCCAAACCUUCGAAUUAGUAGGGAUCGAUCUGCGAAAGAAAUGUUUUACUCAUGGUCAACUGUACUCCACAAUAAUAAACGUUGAUGGAAGUACACUUAUGACUGUAGACGAACUACCAUCUAAGUCUGGCUUAUUCUACCAGCCCCUAGGAGACAUCCUUAUCUCAGAAAGCUUCUGGAAACUAGUUAUAUUUAGAAAUCUAGAACCACUUUUUCUCUCACAUUCCUUGAAUGUUAUCAAAGAACAAGUCAAAGUCCAGAAACAACUUCUGAAGGAACAACAGAACUCCUUCAACAAUAAUUUCUCCAGUCCUAAAUACUCUUUCGCCGCUAUAGCACUGGGCUUACCAAUGCUUAUUUUUCUUUUAUACAAAUGCUGUCCAUGGCAUCUCUGGUCUCGAAACCUAGGCCAACCGGACCUUCGGCCCAGGUCAGGGUGCAUACAAAUAUUCAACAACUGUAUCAACAACUCAAGACGAAGAUCGAACGUAGGAAUUCCAAUGCCUACCAUUCCGACGACAUCGUGCAUCAGCGUUAGGGAAUGGUUGGACACUAACUAUCCUAACAAAUGGAUUGGACGAGGUGGGCCUUUACCCUGGCCAGCCAGAUGUCCCGACCUGACCCCCAUGGAUUUUUGUGUAUGGGGGCAGAGUGGUGGCAUUAUGGUGAAGAGCCUUGUUUACAGUGAGCCCAACCCCAUAUUGUCAGUGGAAGUUCUCAAAGAAAGGAUAAUUAAUGCUGCUAACGACAUAAGAACAUUAAUCACUGGUGUAGUGAAAAGUGGUCCUGCGUGGGAGUAUUUUGAAAAAUUGUAUGCUGCUGACAAGCCAUAUGGGGAAUUAAGGGUCGCACAUCGACUUACCGACGAACAUAUUAUUAAGGAAAAAAUUAAUAAAAUGAAGGUAAAGCCUACAGCUCAAGUGUUCAGCCAAAGCGGAGCUGCGGCGACUGCUAGAGGUGAUUUGACACCGGAAUGUCGUGACCUAAUUCCCCUGGUUGUUGGAUAA